Messenger RNA from Lingula anatina, 1825 nucleotides. Its product is annotated as beta-1,3-galactosyltransferase 5-like. Gene Ontology annotation, molecular function: hexosyltransferase activity. Gene Ontology annotation, biological process: protein O-linked glycosylation. Gene Ontology annotation, cellular component: Golgi membrane. Lineage: Eukaryota; Metazoa; Brachiopoda; Lingulata; Lingulida; Lingulidae. The record is from RefSeq and is a predicted model, not a curated record.
GGCAACUUAAUACAACACGGUCUAUCGAUAAAGAAACUGGGUCCACCUGUUCAAGACCGCUAGAUGUUGCGUAACUCACUUCACGUUAGAUAAAUCUCUUACCUAUCAGAAAGGGGCAGGUGGGUGGGCACGUCUUAAUAUGAUAUUAGAUAGAAUGUGGACCUUUCUACGUUCAUCAGUAGUCGUCUGAGUGGUGUUGUAUCCAGAUUACUUCUUAGGCAUUUAAUUAAGAUGAAAAUACAGUGGCGACAAGAUGUUCCGGUUUAAAAAUUCUUAUCAUCUUUGGUGGAAAAGCACACAUAAGAGGCAUCCAUUGAGAGAAUCCACUAAAACGGCGCGAUUUUAGCAGCAAGUGACGAGAGCAUUCUCAUUCAAAAGAAGAAAAAUACGUACAAUAUACUGAGAUAAAAUAAACCAACAAUAUGUUUCCUCGGAAAUCUGUUUUGACGCAAAGGACGGUAAAUGUCAUAGUGAUAUUGUUGUUACUCUUCAAUAUUUAUUCAUGGCGUCAGACGCAGCAGCAACUGGCGUCGCACACGGAAGAUGUAGAACGACAAGGCUUGGAACGUAUUGGGCGAUCUUCAGGGCUUGAAGAGCAAGAAAGUUAUCGAGCGUUCGUCCAAGUGAUGCGGCCACAAUCUAAUCGUACUGUAAAUAAAACAGGUAAACCUUCGAACUCACUCAUCAAUGUCGUUAAAUUCAGACCCCGGAAUAAAACAAACGAGGCACCACCAGGGGUCUCUGGUGACACGGGAGGCAAGACAGGCCGCACCGGGCAAAGUGGGGACACGGGCCAACCAGUGCGCUCGGUUCACAAUUUUUACGGAAAAGUUUCUGCCGAGCAGUUUAAAGAGGCACUGAAGGUCAAUUAUUCAAAUCCACACGAUUUUAAAUACAUUAUUAACCCUGGCGAGAAAACGUGUGGGCAGUCGCCUGUGUUUAUUUUGACUUACGUGCAUUCUAGCCCUGAACAUUACAAACGUCGAUCAACAAUCCGCGAAACUUGGGGCAAUACAAAACUUUUCCCAGACUUGCAAAUGCGUAUGGUGUUUCUUAUAGGGAAAUCCCCAUCGAAAACCGUCCAAGAUUCUCUAUUAAUGGAGAGCGAUAGAUUUAACGACAUAAUCCAAGAGGACUAUUUGGAUAGUUAUAAAAACCUAACAUAUAAAGGGAUUCAAGGUCUUAAAUGGAUGACAACGUAUUGCCGCCAGGCGGAAUUCGUACUCAAAUCGGAUGACGAUAUAUUUAUUAACAUAUUCUCUUUAGUUAAACAUUUGAAAACUUUAAAACAUUACGGGAUACGAAAAAGAGCUAUACUUUGUCAUUUAUGGACCCGCAUGAAGGUCAUGCGCGACGUAAAAAGCAAAUGGUAUAUAAGUCCGGAAGAGUACAAAGAUGAUUUUUAUCCCAAAUAUUGUUCGGGCUCCGCGUUCCUCUUUUCAGGGGAUAUAGUGCCAGAGAUGUACGAGAUAUCUAAAGUGACCCCCUUCUUUUGGGUGGACGAUUUCUACAUAACCGGGCUCCUACCUUCUCGACUGGAGAACGUAAAACACGAGCCUUUGAACAAAGCUUAUUACUUUCAAGCGGAUCUGGUGGAGAAAUUCACCGGGCCCCAUUAUUACCUGUACAUGUUUGCGCAUUUACACGGACUCGAUAAAUUUUAUUAUAUGUGGAAUAUUAUUUUUGAAAAGGAGCGAGGAAAAAAACCCUCCUGACAUAAUAAUGCACAAUGAUCUCAUAUAUGUCAAGCACUCAAAAUACAGUAAUUUUUUUAUAAAUUUGAAUAAAUUAGGGUUGUUCUGUCGUGGCAACCAAAAGAAAUUGA